UAUGAACGCUGACUCUGUCUAUUUCACUCAUUGUCAUUCUGUUGAAUGCGUUCACACCAUCUCUCGCACAUUCCGUCGAACACUUGAAAGGCGACGACUUCCCUCCCCCACAACAACCCCUCUCUCUCUCUCUCUCUCUCUCUAUAGAUAUAUAUGAAACUCACAUUUCUGGCUGAAGAAGCUGAUUGCUUGUAAAGUUUGAUCAUCCCGAUGAACGAUACCGUUACCAACGGCAGCAAGAGAAAGAGACGAAGAAAAGAUGAUGGCAUCAACAACAACAACAAAAACAGUGGUGGCGAUGAAUCGAGCGAGAAAAAACAAGGUAACAAAAAAAAGGAGGGUUUGAAAGAGAUUAUAACCUCACUGUUGUUGAUUGACGAGCAAGAAAAGCUUGAUUCAGAAGAGUGGUCAAAGACCCAACAAGAAGAUAAGCUCUUAUUCGAUGCCAACCACAAGAAAAAGACUCGGGCUAUGUUGGAUUACUACAACAAGUUACAGGGUAGUUUUGAUUAUCUGGAUCAAAAUGAUCGUGGGUUGAGAAGGAGGAAGUCAAGAGCUGCUGCUGCUACGGCCGCUGCUGUUGUGACUGCCGUGGCUGGGGCAGAGGAGGAGGAGGAAGAGGGCGGCGGUGGUGGUGGUGGUGGUGGAGCUGCCACUCAGAGGAGGUUGUGGGUGAAGAACAGGUCCCAAGCAUGGUGGGAUGAAUGCAACAGUGCUGAAUUUCCAGAGGAAGAGUUCAGGAAAGGGUUUAAGAUGGGGAAGGAGACAUUUGAGAUGAUAUGCAAUGAGCUAAGUUCGGCAGUUGCCAAAGAGAACACCAGUUUGAGAGAUGCAGUGCCGGUUAGACAGCGUGUGGCUGUGUGUAUAUGGAGGUUGGCUACUGGGGAGCCUCUUAGGCUUGUUUCCAAGAGGUUUGGUUUGGGUAUAUCUACUUGUCACAAGCUCAUUCUCGAGGUUUGUUCUGCGAUUAGGACUGUCUUGAUGCCAAAGUAUCUUCAAUGGCCAGAUGAGGAGUCUGUGAAAAGGGUUAAGGAACAUUUCGAAGCAGUUUCUGGGAUACCCAAUGUGGUGGGAUCAAUGUAUACUACCCAUAUACCAAUCAUUGCUCCUAAGAUUAGCGUCGCCGCUUAUUUCAAUAAGAGGCACACCGAGCGGAAUCAAAAGACAUGUUAUUCGAUUACGGUUCAAGGUGUUGUUGACCCAAAAGGGGUGUUCACUGAUGUGUGCAUUGGAUGGCCUGGAUCAAUGCCUGAUGAUCAGGUGUUGGAGAAAUCAGCCCUUUAUCAAAGGGCCAUUGGAGGGUUGUUGAAGGGUGUUUGGAUUGUUGGGAGUUCUGGGUACCCUUUAAUGGAUUGGGUUUUGGUGCCCUAUACGCAGCAGCAUCUGACUUGGACUCAACAUGCGUUCAAUGAGAAAAUUGGGGAAAUUCAAAGGGUUGCAAAAGAGGCAUUUGCCAGAAUGAAAGGGAGGUGGACUUGCUUGCAAAAGCGAACAGAGGUCAAACUUCAAGACUUGCCGGUGGUUCUUGGGGCGUGCUGUGUGUUGCACAAUAUUUGUGAAAUGCGGAAUGAACCACAGUUGAUGUGCAAUCUUAUCGAUGAUGAGAUGGUCCCGGAGAAUGGUUUGAGAUCGGUAGCUGCAAUGAAGGCUAGGGAUGCAAUUGCACAUAACCUUUUGCAUCAUAACCAUGCGGGCACUUCUUUUCAGUCUUGAAAAGGAGGUGCAUUUUGUCCUGUGAGAUUGCUUCAUAUUUUUUGUUUUAGUGUCUUUUUAAUUUAUAUUUAUGCACAUGUUAUGUCAUCUUUGUGUUGUAGAAUCAUACAAUAGCGAUUCAUCACUAUUUGUAAAGGGGGGUCUGUAGAAGAUAUAUUUUCUCCUUUAGGAUCAUAUUGACUUGUAACCUAGUUCACUACUUAAUAUGACAAUUAACAGCAGAGGUGAAAGAAAUUUAUGAUCAAAAUAUUCUUUUUG
Messenger RNA from Camellia sinensis, 1971 nucleotides. The record is from RefSeq and is a predicted model, not a curated record. NCBI's taxonomy places the organism in Eukaryota, Viridiplantae, Streptophyta, Magnoliopsida, Ericales, Theaceae.